This is a messenger RNA of Salvia splendens (bonfire salvia), 1614 nucleotides long. Its product is annotated as WAT1-related protein At1g43650-like. Gene Ontology annotation, molecular function: transmembrane transporter activity. Lineage: Eukaryota; Viridiplantae; Streptophyta; Magnoliopsida; Lamiales; Lamiaceae. The coding region runs from base 295 to 1344 and encodes 349 amino acids. The record is from RefSeq and is a predicted model, not a curated record. Gene Ontology annotation, cellular component: membrane. The transcript has 8 exons.
CAUCUUCCCCCAACCUUAGUAAACUCUACGCAACUCGUUGCCCAACUGUUUGCUUUGUUUAGGAAAUCGCAUGUUUCUACUGACACAGGCGCCUUCUCUGCCACGAAACCUCGUACGAGGAUUCUUUGAUUGCAGUUGUAGAUGCUGUUUGGUUUUUGCUGACAAAAAGGAAUGGUAUAAUACAUGGAGAGGAGUACCUAGUGAUGAAUAAUUUGUUUGUUGGAUAAGAUUCUUUCUGUGCUGUCUUCCUUCAAUUAUAAAUAACAGGUUUGCUACAGCAGCAUAAGUUAAGGUAUGGCUGGCUUGCUGGCGUCUAUGGAGACGAAGAAGCCAUACCUGGCGAUGAUAUUGAUACAGGUGAUCUCUGCUGGAAUGUCUUUGCUGUCUAAGGCAGCAAUCACAACAGGGAUGGAUCCUUACGUUUUUGUAGUCUAUCGCCAAGCAUUUGCUACACUUGCAUUGGCCCCUUUCGCCUUUUUCCUCGAGAGAGGCGACAAGUCUCCUCCGCUGGCAUUCGCCUUGUUCUGCAAGAUAGCCUUGGUUUCGACUGGGAUCGCGGUGAGCUUGAAUCUCUUCCACUUUGCCCUCAACUACGUCUCUGCAACGUUUGCUUCUGCAUUAGUCAACACGUGUCCGGCCAUGAUGUUCAUUUUAGCUCUCUGCUUCCGAAUAGAGAGGCUCUCAAUAAAACAAGGGCAUGGAAUGGCUAAAGUGGCUGGUUCUGCAUUAGGCUUUGCAGGUGCUCUGGUGUGCACUUUCGUGCAAGGGCCAGCCAUCUACCCAGAGAGCCACAAAGACUUCCUGCGCGCCUACAAGCAAAGCUACACGAGGGGCGACUGGAUAAAGGGCUCCCUCAUCAUUUUAGGAUCCAACGGGGCAUGGUGCAUGUGGUUCAUCAUGCAGGGCCCGUUGAUCAAGCUGUAUCCUUCCAAACUGCGCCUCACGGCUCUCCAAUGUCUCUCUAGCUGUGCAUUAUCAGCAGCAUGGGCUGCAGCAAAGCAAAGACACAGAGAGUCUUGGAGUCUUGGAUGGAACAUCAACCUUGUUUCAGUCUUUUACUGUGGGGCGAUUUCGACUGCAAUCUGUUACUGGCUGAUUGUUUGGGUGGUAGAGAAGAAAGGACCGGUGUUCGGGGCUGCCUUCUCGCCGUUAGCACUGAUCAUCACCGCGGUUUUCUCGGCCAUAUUGUUGCAGGAGACCCUUCACUGGGGAAGUGUUGGUGGAGCUGUUUUGUUAGUAAUAGGGCUCUAUGGCAUUCUGUGGGGGAAGUCUAAAGAAACCGAAAUAGCAGUAACCAAUCAAAACGAGGGAGCAGAGGAAACAGGCUUGGAAGACCACACAUGAUAAACAAACCCAAUUCUACUCUACGAAUUUUUAGUAGUAGAGUAUCAUAUUGUUGCCUUUGUUCUAACCAACAACUGGCCUUUCACUCUUUCUUGAAAGAUAUAUGGAAGUAGUAUAUCCAUGUUUCCCUUUUGCAAAAUAAAAAUUAAAAAAUAAAUAAAAGAGUAGUGAGUUUCGAAGUAAACUAAUUUCAUGUUGUAAUCAAUUGGUGGUUUGUCUCAAUAUUAAGUUCCACAUUAUAUUGACUGAAGAUAUUUUUUUGUCUUCAAA